AUGGUGUGGCCAGUCCUGUACGCGUACUUUGGAAUCUUCGGCGCGGUGCUCUUCCUCCUCCUCUUCGGCGAGGCGGAGAUGUUCGAGGGCACGAUCGUGGAGAGGGCGCACUACUACAUGACCGAGGGCUGCUGCCUGUGCGGGAGCUUCGUCGCGAGGAGGGCGCUCGGGGAAGCGCGCGGGGUGCGGCUCGCGUCCGCGUGCGACGAGUGGCUGUGCAACCGCCCAAACCCCGCGAUGCAGCUCGUCUACCUCGCGCUCGUCAUGGGCGGGUACGCGGCGUACUGGACCAGCGUGUACGACCUCGUCGGGACGUUCGAUAAGCUCUCGAUACCGAUCCUGAUGUUUACGAGCAUCUCGACGUGGCUCGUCGUGUGCUGGUCCGACCCGGGGACGAUCACCGCGGAGAACUACGAGGCGAUGGCGGCCGCGUACCCGCACGACGAGACGCUGUUUCAUCCGAUCGUGUGCAAGACGCUAGGGGUGGUGGCGCCCGCGCGGUCCAAGUACUGCCGGGUCACGAAACGACGCAUCGCGCGGUUCGACCACUUCUGCGGGUGGAUGAACAACUCGAUCGGGGAGAAUAACUUGCGGUAUUUCGUGAGCUUCCUCGCGAUACACGUCGUCAUGUGCGCGUACGCGGGAACGGUGGCGUUGUCGUGCGUG
This is a messenger RNA of Micromonas pusilla CCMP1545, 666 nucleotides long. RefSeq lists its product as uncharacterized. NCBI's taxonomy places the organism in Eukaryota, Viridiplantae, Chlorophyta, Mamiellophyceae, Mamiellales, Mamiellaceae. Gene Ontology annotation, molecular function: protein-cysteine S-palmitoyltransferase activity. Gene Ontology annotation, biological process: peptidyl-L-cysteine S-palmitoylation; protein targeting to membrane. The transcript has a single exon. The record is from RefSeq and is a predicted model, not a curated record. The annotation marks the transcript as partial. Gene Ontology annotation, cellular component: endoplasmic reticulum; Golgi apparatus.